Molecule: messenger RNA, 6312 nt
Organism: Akanthomyces muscarius
Lineage: Eukaryota; Fungi; Ascomycota; Sordariomycetes; Hypocreales; Cordycipitaceae
Exons: 1
Coding region: 1-6312 (2103 amino acids)
Biological process (GO): long-chain fatty acid biosynthetic process
Cellular component (GO): fatty acid synthase complex
Molecular function (GO): [acyl-carrier-protein] S-acetyltransferase activity; enoyl-[acyl-carrier-protein] reductase (NADH) activity; fatty acid synthase activity
Source: RefSeq, a predicted model, not a curated record
AUGUACGGAGCAGGAACCGGGCCCCAGACGGGCAUCAACACCCCGCGAUCCAGCUCCUCCCUACGACCACUGACACUCUCUCACGGCACCCUUGAGACCUCUUUCCUCGUUCCUACGAGCCUCCACUUCCACGCAUCACAGCUAAAAGAACGCUUCACUGCGAGUCUACCACCGCCCACCGACGAACUCGCUCAGGAUGACGAGCCUUCGUCAGUAGCCGAGCUUGUUGCCAGAUAUCUCGGCUCUGUUGCCGACCAGGUCGAGAAUGGUGAGGACGAUGCCCAGGGCUCUUACGAAGAGGUCCUGAGACUUGUUCUCAACGAAUUCGAGCGCGCGUUCCUUCACGGCAACGAGGUCCACGCCCUCGCCGCGACUCUACCCGGCAUUGAGUCCAAGAAGCUCGAGGUAAUCAAGAGCUACUACGCUGCCCGCAGCGUUUCCAACAGAACCAUCAAGCCGCACGAAUCGGCGCUCCUGCGCGCUGCCGACGAUGGCGCGGCCGACAUUUACACCAUUUUUGGCGGCCAAGGCAACAUCGAAGAGUACUUCGAGGAGCUGCGCCAAAUCUUUACCACAUAUUCUGGCUUCGUUUCUGAGCUCGUUACAAACGCCGCUGAGCUUCUUCAGACUCUCUCCAACGAUCCCAGCGCCGAAAAGUCCUUCGCCAAAGGUCUGGACAUUAUGAACUGGCUACAGCACCCCGAAGCCACUCCUGACGUCGACUACCUCAUUUCGGCCCCCGUCAGCUUCCCCCUCAUCGGACUUGUCCAGCUUGCGCAUUAUGAAGUCACCUGCAAGGUGCUUGGAAUCAGCCCUGGCCACCUUCGCGAGCGUCUUCGCGGCUCUACCGGUCACUCGCAGGGUAUCGUCAUGGCUGCCGCCACUGCCGCCGCCGACUCCUGGGAGUCAUGGCGCGAGAUUACCACCUCCACUCUCACCAUCCUUUUCUGGAUCGGAACUCGCAGCCAGCAGGCAUUCCCCGUCACCUCCAUGACUCCUACCAUGUUGAGAGAGUCCAUGGAUCACGGCGAAGGUACCCCGACGCCCAUGCUGAGCAUUCGUGACCUGUCCCAGCAGGAGGUUCAGAAGCACAUCGAUGCUACCAACCAGUACCUCCCCGCCAACCGCCACAUCAGCAUUUCUCUCAUCAACAGCCCUAGAAACCUGGUUGUUACUGGUCCUCCCACCUCGCUCUACGGUCUCAACUCCCAGCUGCGCAAGGUCAAGGCUCCUACUGGUCUUGACCAAACCCGUGUUCCCUACACUGAGCGAAAGGUCCGCUUCGUCAACCGCUUCCUUCCCAUCACGGCCCCUUUCCACAGCCAGUAUCUCGCCGAGGCCACUACCAUGAUCGACGAGGACCUCAAGGAUAUUUCGAUUGACAGCAGCUCUCUGGGCAUGGCUGUCUUCGACACAAACACUGGCAAGGACCUGCGAACUGAGGUCAGCGGCAACAUCGUCCCCACUCUGGUUCGACUCAUUACCCGUGAUCCCGUCAACUGGGAGACAGCCACCGUUUUCCCCAAUGCUAGCCACGUCCUCGACUUUGGUCCCGGUGGUGCUUCUGGUCUUGGCAACUUGACUAGCCGCAACAAGGAGGGUAAUGGUGUCCGUGUCAUCAUCGCUGGUGCCAUCGAAGGCGCGCUCGAGGCCGUCGGAUAUAAGCCUGAGCUCUUCGAUAGAGACGAGGAGAACGCCAUCAGAUAUGCCAUCGAUUGGGUCAAGGAAUUCGGUCCCAAAUUGGUCAAGAACUCCAAGGGCGAAAAGUAUGUCGACACCAAGAUGUCUCGUCUUCUUGGUCUACCACCUGUCAUGGUCGCUGGUAUGACACCUUGCACCGUCCCCUGGGACUUUGUCGCUGCUACUAUGAACUCUGGCUACCAUAUCGAGCUGGCUGGCGGCGGCUACUUCAACACCAGGACGAUGACGCAGGCGCUUGAAAAAAUCGAAAAGGCGAUCCCCGCUGGUCGUGGUAUCACUGUCAACUUGAUCUAUGUCAACCCCCGCGCCAUGGCUUGGCAGAUUCCUCUCCUUGGCCGUCUUCGUGCUGAGGGUGUCCCUAUCGAGGGUCUUACUAUCGGUGCCGGUGUUCCUUCCAUCGAGGUUGCUCAAGAAUACAUCGAGACCCUAGGCUUGAAGCAUAUUGCUUUCAAGCCUGGCUCGGUUGAGGCUGUGCAGGCUGUCAUCAAUAUUGCCAAGGCCAACCCUACCUUCCCUGUUCUUCUUCAAUGGACUGGCGGCCGUGGUGGUGGUCAUCACUCUUUUGAGGAUUUUCACCAGCCUAUUCUCCAGAUGUACGGCCGUAUCCGUCGCCAGGAGAAUAUUAUCCUCGUGGCUGGUAGUGGCUUUGGUGGUGCCGAUGACACGUACCCCUACGUCACUGGUGACUGGUCCAAGAAGUACGGUUAUCCUCCCAUGCCUUUCGACGGCUGCCUGUUUGGUAGCCGCAUGAUGGUUGCAAAGGAGGCUCACACUAGCAAGAACGCCAAGCAGGCUAUCAUCGACGCACCUGGUCUGGAGGAUGCUCAGUGGGAGAACACGUACAAGGGGCCCGCAGGAGGUGUCAUCACUGUCCGAUCGGAGAUGGGCGAGCCCAUUCACAAGCUCGCUACUCGCGGUGUUCGAUUCUGGUCUGAAAUGGACCAAAAAAUCUUUGCUCUGCCCAAAGAGAAGCGUGUUGCUGAGCUCAAGAAGAACCGCGAGUACAUCAUCAAGAAGCUCAACGAUGACUUCCAGAAAGUCUGGUUCGGUUGCAACAAGGCUGGCAAGGCCGUUGAUCUAGAAGACAUGACUUAUGCCGAGAUUGUCCGACGUCUUGUCGACCUGCUCUACGUCAGACACCAGGAGCGCUGGAUUGACCCGUCUUUUGCCAGGCUCACUGGCGACUUUAUCCACCGCGUUGAGGAGCGCUUCACUACCACUCCCGGAAAGCCCUCCCUCCUACAGAGCUAUGCAGAACUCGACGAGCCCUACACUGCUGUCAAGCGCAUUCUCUCCUUCUACCCCGAAGCUGACAAGCAGAUUGUCAACGCUCAGGAUGUCCAGCACUUUUUGUUGCUCUGCAUGCGUCCCGGUCAGAAGCCCGUCACUUUCAUCCCUGCCCUCGACAACAACUUUGAGUUCUUCUUCAAGAAGGACUCCCUGUGGCAGUCUGAGGACCUUGACGCUGUUAUCGACCAGGAUGUCGGUCGUACUUGUAUUCUGCAGGGUCCCACCGCCGUCAAGUUCUCUACCAUUUUGGACGAGCCUGUCAAGUCUAUUCUGGACGGCAUUCAUGACUCUCAUAUCGAGUAUCUUACCCGCGACUACUACGGUGGCAAGGAGAGCUCUAUCCCUACCAUUGAGUACUUUGGUGGCGAGCUAGUCGAGGCCGAGAUUCCUCUUGACAUCGAAGGACUGACGGUCAACUACGACGAGCACAAGAACACUUACCGUCUUGCCUCUGGCGCCGGUGCCGCAUUGCCCCCUCUAGAUGCUUGGCUGUCAUUGCUCGCUGGCCCCAACCGAAACUGGCGCCAUGCCCUACUCAUGUCCGACGUUGUCGUCCAAGGCCAAAAGUUCCAGACUAACCCUAUGCGCCGCAUCUUUGCCCCUGCCCGUGGCUUGUACGUUGAGAUCAACUACCCCAACGACCCUUCGAAGACGGAGAUCGUCGUCAAGGAGCAGCCCCGAUACAACCAGUAUGUCACUGUCAUUGAAGUCAAGCUGGCUGGCAAGAAUGAGAUUCUCGUCAACAUGAUCAAGGACACCACAGCUCUUGGCCGCCCUCUCGGCCUUCCUCUGCGCUUCACUUACCACCCCGAGACUGGUUACGCUCCUAUCCGUGAAGUCAUGGAUGACCGCAAUGACCGCAUCAAGGAGUUCUACUGGAAGGCGUGGUUUGGCGAGGAUCAUAUGGAUCUCGAUGCCCGUGUUACCGGCCGGUUUGACGGUGGCAAGACCAUCAUUACCGCAGAAGCGAUCAACGACUUUGUGCAUGCUGUCGGCAACACCGGCGAGGCCUUUGUCGACCGUCCUGGCAAGGUUGUCUAUGCUCCUAUGGACUUUGCCAUUGUUGUUGGCUGGAAGGCCAUCACCAAGCCCAUCUUCCCUCGCACUAUUGAUGGUGACCUGCUGAAGCUUGUUCACCUUUCCAACGGUUUCCGCAUGCUUCCUGGCGCCGAGCCUCUCAAGAAAGGAGAUGAAAUCUCUACCACUGCCCAGAUCAACGCGGUCAUUAACCAGGAAUCUGGUAAGAUGGUUGAAGUUUGUGGCACCAUCACUCGCGACGGUCAACCGGUGAUGGAAGUAACCUCCCAGUUCCUCUACCGUGGUGCUUACACCGACUUUGAGAACACCUUCCAGCGCAAGGUCGAAACUCCGGUUGAGGUUCACCUGGCUACCAGCAAGGAUGUUGCUGUUUUGCGCUCCAAGGAGUGGUUCUCUACUGAUGAGAUGCCUAACGACUUUGACCUGCUAGGCAAGACGCUCACUUUCCGCCUGCAGAGUCUGAUGCGUUACAAAAACAAGAACGUUUUCCGCACCGUUGAGACGCGUGGUGAGGUUCUUCUCGAGCUGCCCACCAAAGAAAUCAUCCAGGUGGCCAGCGUCGACUACGAGGCUGGAGAGUCUCAUGGUAACCCCGUCAUCGACUACCUUGAGCGUACCGGUUCUCCUCUAGACCAGCCUAUCAACUUUGAGAACCCCAUUCCCUUGAGCGGCCGCACUCCCUUGCAGCUGCGCGCGCCUGCCUCCAACGAGACCUAUGCCCGUGUUUCUGGCGACUACAACCCUAUCCACGUUUCUCGCGUGUUCUCGUCCUAUGCCAGUCUCCCUGGCACCAUUACUCAUGGCAUGUACUCUAGCGCUGCCGUCCGCAGUCUCGUCGAGACCUGGGCUGCUGAGAACAACGUCGGACGUGUCCGCAGUUUCCACGCCUCUCUCGUUGGCAUGGUUUUGCCCAACGAUGACAUCCAAGUCCAGCUGCAGCACGUGGGCAUGGUUGCUGGCCGCAAGAUCAUUAAGGUCGAGGUCAGCAACAAGGAGACUGAAGAGAAGGUUCUCCUUGGUGAGGCCGAGGUUGAGCAGCCUGUGACCGCUUAUGUCUUUACCGGCCAGGGUUCGCAGGAGCAGGGCAUGGGUAUGGAGCUGUACGAUAGCAGCCCCGUGGCCAAGGAGGUCUGGGACCGCGCCGACAAGUACCUGCUGGACAACUACGGCUUCUCGAUUACCAACAUUGUUCGAAACAACCCCAAGGAGCUUACUAUCCACUUUGGUGGUCCUCGAGGCAAGGCUAUUCGCCAGAACUACAUGGCGAUGACUUUCGAGACGGUCGCUGCCGAUGGCUCGAUCAAGUCGGAGAGAAUCUUCAAGGAUGUUAACGAGAAGACGACCUCGUACACGUACCGCUCGCCUACCGGUCUCUUGUCGGCGACGCAGUUCACACAGCCUGCGCUGACUCUUAUGGAGAAGGCCAGCUUCGAGGACAUGAAGUCGAAGGGUCUAGUGCCCCGUGACAGCACUUUUGCUGGUCACUCGCUGGGUGAAUACUCUGCCCUGGCUGCCCUGGCCGACGUCAUGCCCAUUGAGAGUUUGGUUUCGGUUGUCUUCUACCGUGGUCUUACCAUGCAGGUUGCUGUCGAGCGCGACGCCGCUGGUCGGUCCAACUACUCGAUGUGCGCCGUCAACCCCAGCCGCAUCUCCAAGACGUUUAACGAAGAAGCUCUGCAGUUUGUUGUAAACAACAUUGCGGAGGAGACGGGGUGGCUGCUAGAGAUUGUCAACUACAACAUUGCCAACAUGCAGUACGUGUGCGCUGGUGAUCUGCGGGCUCUGGACACGUUGGCGGGAGUGACGAAUUUCCUCAAGAUGCAAAAGAUUGAUAUUGAGGAGAUGCGUAGCAACAUUGAGGAAGCCAAGGACGCGCUGCGGGAGAUUAUCCGGGGCUGUGCGGAGGCGACACUCAAGAAGCCAGUUCCUAUUGAGCUGGAGCGAGGAUUUGCGACGAUUCCUCUGCGCGGCAUUGAUGUGCCCUUCCACUCGACCUUCUUGCGGUCGGGUGUCAAGCCUUUCCGAUCGUUCCUGCUCAAGAAGAUCAACAAGACUACGAUUGACCCAUCGAAGCUGGUUGGAAAGUACAUUCCCAACGUUACAGCGAAGCCGUUUGCGUUGACCAAGGAAUACUUUGAGGACGUGUAUAAGCUGACCAACUCGCCCAAGAUUGGGGCGGUGCUGGCCAACUGGGACAAGAUCACGCAGGACGGAACUGAAGGCAAGCCUGGGAGCGACAGUGAAGCCAGCGGCGAGUACGAGGGCCCGGGAGCUGCCGCGUGA